Molecule: messenger RNA, 2198 nt
Organism: Marmota monax (woodchuck)
Lineage: Eukaryota; Metazoa; Chordata; Mammalia; Rodentia; Sciuridae
Gene: Upk3b
Product: uroplakin 3B
Exons: 6
Coding region: 141-968 (275 amino acids)
Source: RefSeq, a predicted model, not a curated record
GAAGCAUUCACAUUUACAGGUCUUUCCUGCCCUCCUGGCAGCCUGACUAACCAGCUCCUCCAGGCCCAACGUGCUGGGGGUGGGGUGCAGCCUGAGGCAGCCAGACCAGCCCCUGAGCUCCCCUUGCUCCGCUGGCCAUCAUGGGGCCCCCUGGGAGGCAGCCUUGCCCUUGCCUGCUGCUCCUCUUGGUGCUGAGCUGUUUCCAAACCAGCCUGAGCCUGGAACGGAUCCCCUACAAGCCACAGAUAACAGCCUGGAACCUGGAAGGGAAGGUCACGGCCACCACGUUCUCCCUGGAGCAGCCUCGCUGUGUGUUUGAUGGGCACGCCAGCGCCAAGGACACGAUCUGGCUGGUGGUGGCCUUCACCAAUGCCUCCAGGGAUUUCAGGAACCCACAGACCCUGGCUGACAUUCCCCUCUCCCCACGGAUGCUGACCGAUCGCCACUUCAUGACGUUGCCCCUGUCCCUGGACCAGCUGCCCUGUGAGGAUCCAGUGGGUGUCAGUGGAAGCUCCCCCUUGCUACGGGUGGGCAAUGACUUCGGCUGCCACCAGCAACCCUACUGCAACGUCCCUCUCCCUGGCCCUGGUCCUUACAGUGUCAAGUUCCUCCUAAUGGACGUCGGUGGCGCACCCACGGCUGAGACCGAGUGGUCAGAUCCCAUCACUCUGCACCAAGGGAAGGCCCCAAGCUCCAUUGACACGUGGCCGGGGCGGCGGAGUAGCUGUAUGAUUGUAAUCGCCUCCAUCCUCUCGUCCCUGGCUGGCCUCCUGCUCCUGGCCUUCCUAGCAGCCUCUACAGUGCGCUUCUCCAGCCUGUGGUGGCCCAAGGAGGCCCCUGAGCAUCUGCGGAUCGGCUCCUUCAUGGGGAAGCGCUACGUGACCCACCACAUCCCGCCCAGUGAGGCUGCCACACUGCCUGUGGGCUGUGAGCCUGGCCUGGACCUCCUCCCCAGCCUCAGCCCCUAGCCUGUGGCCUGGGUCUGGGCCUAGUGGGCAGGGAACAAAAUGCAGGGAGCGUGUUCCCCACCCCUGUGCCCACAGGCCUCCUGGGGCUCCUGGCCUCUCCCCAGCAUGCUCCAGCCUGCCAGGACUCCCCUCCAGCAGCCCCGGGCAUCUGGAAGUGACUUUAGGAGGGGCCGUGGUCAGGCUGGGCAUCUGGUCCCGCCUCUGUCCCUGUCUCUGUUCUGCCUGACCUAUGAGCACGGCUGGAGACACGUGGACCGGCAGCCCCAACCCAGAGCUUGCAGACCCCAGGAGCAAACCUUCGAGAACCUGGCUCUGCCCUGGGUAGAGCCGAAGUCACCCUCUGUCACACCCUUUAGCUGCAGCUAGGGUACAGCCUUCAGAGGCAUCUCUGCUGGCCGUGGAUACUGGUUCUUUCCAAGGGUGGGAGUCACCUGCCAGAAAGUCAGACAGUGUUGAUGACAUCACGACUAUCCAGCUACAGAUUCCGGUCACCAUUUCAAAUCCCUUUGCACACACAGAUGGCCACACACUCAUCCAUUCAUCCCACAUCAUUCAUUGAGUACCUGCUGAAUGCCAUGCACAGUGUUAGACUCGGUAACUCAGGAAGAGCAGGUCCCCAUCUCCGGGAACUCUGCUCUGAACCUUCUGCUCUGAACCUCAGACCACCGCGUGUCCAGAGGUGACUUGUUACUGUUGUGGGGUGUCAUGCCCUUCGACUUUCACUUGAUCCCCAACUCACACAUCCUUAGACAAUCACCCCAUGGACUCUCCGAGGCCCUCAAGACCCCUUCAUCAGAAAGGUUGCAAUGCAGACUCCCAAGCUUCUGUCCGCGAGGCGAGUGGUUCCCGCCAUCGCCACACGGGGGCGCCGGCGCGCCGUGGCCAAGUAGCCGAGGGCCCGCGCGCAUGCGUGCUCGUGUCCACCGCCCCGGCCCUGCGACCCCAGAGCGAUCUGUGGUGGUCGGGGCUUCUACUGGCCAAGCCAGAGAGCGUGUAGGGCGGUCCCGCUGCCGCCUGAACGCCUACUCUGCAGGCUUCGGCCCACACAGCGGCGGCGAUUUCCUCCAGGAGAGCUGAGCCUCGGUGACAUGCGCACGCACUCCUUCCAACCGCUGCACCCCACCCUGUGUUCCCUGGGCGCUGCUCCCGGGCCUGUCUGACCGCGGCUCCCAGCACACAGGCCCUUGCCCGCCUCCUUUGGAGGUGAAUAAAUGUGGUCUGGCUUCUGCA